Pseudopipra pipra is the source of this 4382-nucleotide messenger RNA. RefSeq names its product protein kinase C iota (gene PRKCI). Gene Ontology annotation, cellular component: nucleus; cytoplasm. Gene Ontology annotation, molecular function: ATP binding; diacylglycerol-dependent serine/threonine kinase activity; protein binding. Bases 124 to 1929 code for a protein of 601 amino acids. The record is from RefSeq and is a predicted model, not a curated record. Gene Ontology annotation, biological process: protein phosphorylation. NCBI's taxonomy places the organism in Eukaryota, Metazoa, Chordata, Aves, Passeriformes, Pipridae. The transcript has 18 exons.
ACGUAGUGCCGCCCGGCGCGGGCGGGGCGCGCUGAGGCGCGGGGGUCGCGCAGCCGCCGCCGCCCCGGCCCCGCUCCCGGCCCUGGUCCCUCCCUGAGGAUCCCCCGGCCCGGCCCGGGGGCGAUGCCGACGCAGCGGGACGGCACCGCCGGCAGCACCAUGUCGGCUCCGGGCGGCCUCGGCGGCAGCCUCGGCGGGGACGGCGCCCACCAGGUCCGGGUGAAAGCCUACUACAAGGGGGACAUCAUGAUAACCUAUUUUGAACCUUCCAUCUCGUUUGAGGGACUGUGCAGUGAAGUUCGGGACAUGUGCUCCUUCGACAACGAGCAGCUGUUCACCAUGAAGUGGAUUGAUGAGGAAGGAGAUCCAUGUACAGUUUCUUCUCAGCUGGAGUUAGAAGAGGCCUUUCGGUUGUAUGAACUAAACAAGGAUUCAGAGCUUCUGAUUCAUGUGUUUCCUUGUGUACCAGAGCGGCCUGGCAUGCCUUGUCCAGGAGAAGACAAAUCCAUUUAUCGCCGAGGCGCCCGCCGGUGGCGAAAGCUCUAUUGUGCAAAUGGUCACACUUUCCAAGCCAAACGAUUUAACAGGAGAGCUCACUGUGCCAUCUGCACUGACCGGAUAUGGGGCCUGGGGCGCCAGGGCUACAAGUGCAUCAACUGCAAACUCCUGGUUCACAAGAAGUGUCACAAGCUUGUCAGCAGUGAUUGUGGCCGUCACACACUACAGCCAGAGCCAAUAAUGCCUAUGGAUCCAUCAUCAGUGCAUUCAGAUAAUGUAGAAUCAGUGAUUCCAUACAAUCCCUCGAGUCAUGAGAGCUUGGACCAUGUUGGUGAAGAAAAAGAGGCAAUGAGCAUCAGGGAAAGUGGCAAAGCUUCCUCCAGCCUGGGCCUUCAGGAUUUUGACUUGCUCCGAGUCAUUGGAAGAGGCAGCUAUGCCAAAGUGCUGCUGGUCCGACUGAAGAAAACCGAGCGCAUUUACGCCAUGAAAGUGGUGAAGAAAGAGCUCGUCAACGAUGAUGAGGAUAUUGAUUGGGUUCAGACAGAGAAACACGUCUUUGAACAGGCUUCAAACCAUCCCUUUCUGGUUGGACUGCACUCUUGCUUUCAGACAGAAAGCAGGUUAUUCUUUGUUAUAGAAUAUGUGAAUGGAGGAGACCUGAUGUUCCAUAUGCAGAGACAGAGGAAGCUGCCAGAGGAGCAUGCCAGGUUUUAUUCUGCUGAAAUCAGUCUGGCAUUGAACUAUUUACAUGAACGAGGGAUAAUCUACAGGGAUUUAAAACUGGAUAAUGUGCUGCUAGAUUCUGAAGGGCAUAUCAAACUCACAGAUUAUGGCAUGUGCAAGGAGGGUCUGAGACCUGGUGACACAACCAGCACAUUCUGUGGGACUCCAAACUAUAUUGCUCCUGAAAUUCUCCGGGGAGAGGAUUAUGGCUUCAGCGUAGACUGGUGGGCUCUUGGCGUGCUCAUGUUUGAGAUGAUGGCGGGCCGGUCACCGUUUGACAUCGUGGGGAGUUCUGACAAUCCUGAUCAGAACACAGAAGAUUAUCUCUUCCAAGUAAUUUUGGAAAAACAGAUCCGAAUUCCCCGAUCCCUCUCUGUUAAAGCAGCAGGUGUUCUAAAGAGUUUCCUUAACAAGGAUCCAAAGGAGCGUUUGGGCUGCCAUCCUCAGACAGGGUUUGCAGAUAUCCAGGGACAUCCCUUCUUCCGCAAUGUGGAUUGGGAUCUGAUGGAGCAAAAACAAGUGGUGCCUCCAUUUAAGCCAAAUAUAUCUGGAGAGUUUGGUCUGGAUAACUUUGAUUCCCAGUUCACCAAUGAACCUGUGCAGCUCACUCCAGACGAUGAUGAUAUUGUGAAGAAGAUUGACCAGUCUGAAUUUGAAGGCUUUGAAUACAUAAAUCCUCUUUUGAUGUCAGCUGAGGAAUGUGUCUGAAUUCUCCAUUUCUGGACUGUGCCAAUUGUUACUCUGUUUGUUUCUGCAUGGAUAAACAUCUCUCCAUUUGGAUGCACUUGCAUAGAAUGAGUAACUGAACAUCCUGCCCUUGCCACCAGUGAAUUACUCACUAAUUUUCUUUUUGUAUUAAUGUUGUCCAGGACAGUUGUUACGCUGAACCUUCAGCUGCCAGAUUUAAAAUGUUCAACUUUCCAGCAGUUUUGCCAAACUUGAAUUUUAACACAGGAGUUGGUCUAUGGGGCUCCUGUGCCUGAACAAAGGUGUCGGGCUGUAUAGGUUGCCAGUACAGCUUUCUGAGCAAGGAGAGGUUUUUAGUGCUUAAUAAACACAAAUUGCAUCAGGUGAUGUAAUUAAUUAUCAUUCAAGGAUUUCAGGUUUUUCAGCAAGAUGAGUAAGAACUUAUCACUUCUGUAGUUCUGAAUCUCUUCUCUCUAAACAUCUGAUUUCCCUGUUUUAUGCUUAGAGCUAUGUUAGUGCCCUUCAGAUUGAAAUGACAGCAAGGAGAGCAGACACUGCACAGGUCAAGAAUGGCUGCUUUCACAGGGUUUAUUGAUCCUGUCCUGAAGGAGAUGAUUAACUCGAUAUUAGAAUUGGUAGACUUUGCUCCAGAAUUCACACUAGGAAUUACAUGCUGAUGCAGAGAGUGCCUUUCUAGCCUGGCCCUGUCAGCAAGGGUUGGACACGGCAUCAAGUGUCAGUUUAAAUAAAGAAUUCAGUUAACACUUUGAGAAGUUAAAAUCUCUACAGCAUAGUUUAGCGGUAAUGGGCAGCUAAUACUGACAGAUGUAGAGCCUCAUUCUGUUUAUUGUUUUUACACUUUCUGUCUUAACUGCAUCAGAACUGCACACGGUACAGCUGGGGCCUGGAUCAGGGCGUUGGUUCCUUUUUGAUCUUACUGCCACAUUGUUGGGAAUGUGUUCCACUUUGCCAGUGGAAAAAGCACAUCUAGAAUAAAAAUAGGUGCUGUCCACAAUAACUCCCUCAACUCCUCCCCUUAGAGAUGGUGAUCUGUAAUCACAGUCAAACCUGAAAUGUUGGGAGCAGGCUCAAGGAAAGCAAUUGAAAGAAUGGUUCAAACUAGGACUUAGGAGGUGUGUUUCUUACAUUUCAUGUUAGUAAGCAGUGUAAUAUACAGCACAGGUAAUUCUUAUUUGUAAUGUUUAAGCAAUAGUUAUGAAUGUUUUGGGCUGAAGAAAUGCCAAAUGUACCACUUUUUUUUUUUUAAUUGCUUUGGGGAAAAGGGAUUAAGAGACAUUGAAGAAAGGAAUCUGUAUUGUGUAAGAGCUGCAAGACAAGCUAAGUGUCACUGAAAGCAGGUCUGAGUAUCUGCAAGCACAAGUUAGCAAACAUUACCUGGAGCUUUUACAAAGACUUUCUGCUUGGCCAGUGUCUCUCCUUGAAAAUCCUUGUAUUGCAACACUGUAAAUUCAUAGUACAAAUCUUCCUGUCUAUGUUUGUUCACUUCCAUGUGAGCUGCAAGGAGAGAGAUUGCACAAAUACAUGCUGGUGUCAUGGUAUCAUAGUCAGCUCAUAUUUUUCUUUGCAACAUGAAUAGGAAACUUUAUACUGGGCUGAGUUUUCAAAACUGGGAAGUGAUUUGAGAGGCUUCGGUUUCAGGGAAGUGUUGAACCUCCACACUGUUAAAAAUCAUGUUCCCUUAAACUCAAGUUGUGUCUUUUCAAAUGUAAAAUAUCAGAGUAAACCUUUUAAAGAGCAGCUAAUACCUUCAGCACGCUUAUGUCAAGUGAACUGCUUACGUGCAGUUUUAAAAUGGUGAUUGUUCAGCCUCUGACUCCUGCACCCACAUGGCUGGUUUAGACAUCAGGGCAGAACUGAUAUUAAAUGCAGAAGCUAUUUAAACAAGAAAAGCCUUGUCUCUACAGUGGCUUAGUUUCCUAUGGGGUAUUAAGGAAAACGGCUUUAUGUAAGGGAGGACAUUUCUGCCAUUUAUCACAGAAGAGUAAAGCAAAACUUAAUUUUUGUUUUUUAACAUAGAUAAUGCCACAGAAAAGAUACUUUUUCUAUUUACAUAUCUAACCAUUAAGAAUGUUGCAAAAGUGACAAAUAUCUUAAAUUACUGUAAAUCCAGUUUUAAACUUUAAUUUUUUCCAAAGUGCCAUGAUAUUAACUGUUAUUUUUCACUGUUAAGCAUAUAGCAACUGUCAUAAAUAUUCAGAAGGGACAUUGGGUGUAAACAGUCCAGUGCAGUAGGCUUUGUUUUUUGGAGAACGUGUCUGCAUCAGAAGCAUGAUGUAUUUAUGUGGAGUAACCUCCUUUUUUGUAUGUGAGUUGGAUUCCUAUGGGUGCUCUGCUAGUUAAUAUUGUCACUAUUAUUUUCCUGUUUCAUAUGGAAUAUGGUCUUGAAUGUUGUUGUGUAAUCAUUUCCUUUGUUUGUGCACACUUUUUACUUUAAAUAAAACAUUUAUAUUAGG